Cajanus cajan (pigeon pea) is the source of this 1250-nucleotide messenger RNA. Its product is annotated as NADPH-dependent aldehyde reductase-like protein, chloroplastic. NCBI's taxonomy places the organism in Eukaryota, Viridiplantae, Streptophyta, Magnoliopsida, Fabales, Fabaceae. The record is from RefSeq and is a predicted model, not a curated record.
UCACUAUAUUAUCACACACUAUAGAUUCACGCAAAUGGCUGCUAUACCACAAUCUCAAUCUCAACCCCUCCCACUCCAAGACCGAGUCGCAAUCGUCACUGGCUCGUCCCGCGGAAUCGGUCGAGAAAUCGCGCUUCACCUCGCCUCACUCGGCGCGCGACUCGUCAUCAACUACACCUCCGACUCGGCCCAAGCCCACGCCGUCGCGGCCCAAAUCAACGCCAACUCCGCCACGCCGCGCGCCGUAGUGGUCCAAGCCGACGUGUCCGACCCGGCCCAGGUCAAGUCCCUCUUCGACUCAGCCCAACGCGCCUUCGACUCGCCGCUCCACAUCCUCGUCAACUCCGCCGGCGUCAACGACGGCGCCUACCCCUCCGUCGCCGACACCACCGUCGAGUCCUUCGACCGCAUCUUCGCGGUGAACGCGCGGGGCGCCUUCGCCUGCGCCAGGGAGGCGGCGAACCGCUUGAAGCGCGGCGGCGGGGGGCGGAUAAUCCUGCUGACGACGUCGCUGGUGGCGGCGCUGAAGCCCGGGUACGGCGCGUACACGGCGUCGAAGGCGGCGGUGGAGGCGAUGGCGAAGAUCCUGGCGAAGGAGCUGAAGGGCACGCAGAUAACGGCGAACUGCGUGGCGCCGGGACCCAUCGCGACGGAGCUGUUCUUCGAGGGGAAGACGAAGGAGAUGGUGGAUAGGGUCGUCGACACUAUUCCCUUGGGGAGGCUCGGAGAGACCAAAGAUGUUGCAUCUGUUAUCGGAUUCUUGGCCACUGACGCUGCUGAAUGGGUCAACGGUCAAAUCCUUCGUGUCAAUGGUGGCUUUGUUUAGUUCUUCUACCAAUCCUAAAACUUUCUAGGAUAAAAAAAAUAAAAAAAAUAAAGGGGUGUUAAGCUUUUUACAUUGGCCGAAUUUGCUGAGUUUUGUAGACUCUCUAAAAUGGAACUGAAACUACUGCUAUAAAUAGCUACUAGCUGAUUUGCAGUGCAAGUGUGUUAUAUCAUAGUUUCACCCAAAACAGGUUUAUGUUGUCAGAAAGGAAAGAAACAAAGGGAUUGUCUAAACCCAAAAGAAAAAGGAACGAGUUGUAGCAAACUAAGAUUAAUAUUAUUGAGAAAAAUUUUGUUGGUUGACAAAAAAUUGGAACACAAAAGCAAGAAGUUAUCGAAGACUAGUUGUGAUAAAAAAAUCAACUUUUAGUAUUAUUCAGAAUCUAUUGCAACAUGUUACGUCCAUCAUAUUAAGUGAAGUCUUG